Messenger RNA from Spea bombifrons (plains spadefoot toad), 601 nucleotides. Its product is annotated as myelin transcription factor 1-like protein. The record is from RefSeq and is a predicted model, not a curated record. NCBI's taxonomy places the organism in Eukaryota, Metazoa, Chordata, Amphibia, Anura, Pelobatidae. Bases 1 to 447 code for a protein of 148 amino acids. The transcript is spliced from 5 exons.
AUGGGGUUCCAUACUGCAGAGAGUUUAGGUCAAUCAACCUCAUCAGAUGAGAAAAAGAAGUCUCCAUUAAAGCCAUGUGGAAAGGGCAACAAAAGGAAGCAAGAAGACCUUGAUCUUGAAGAGAAGCACAGUUGGGAAACAUUCAUGACUGAAGAUCUUCCAGAUGAAGAUCAGGAUGAUGACCCCACAUAUGAACCCAGCAAAUCUGACACAGACAGCGAAGAACACCAUUCCAAAAAUGAAACCGAAAGCGACAUUGAGAUUGAAGAAAAGGAUGGGGUUGUCAUGAUCAAGGAGCAUGUGGAAAAGAGAGAGGAGGAUUUGUCAAACAAGGAGGAAACACAUGGAGAUGAACAGACAAAUAGAGGGGAGCCAAAUCCAGACAGCAAUGUCCAAAAAACAGAUGGUGGUGAUCAGGAAGCUGUCUCCUCUGCAGGAACUUCGUGAACGGAUAAUAGACUCUAAGCGUCUCCUUUUGCGUGACACCAACUUCUCUGGAGUAAUGACAUUUUGUGGCAUGCUGACUUGCACUUGAUUACUGUAACCUUAUCUAUAUGGAACUUGCCCCGUAACCAUUAAUUUACAUUAGCAAUAAAUACAU